This is a messenger RNA of Frieseomelitta varia, 2398 nucleotides long. It is a transcript of the gene Nacalpha, whose product is annotated as nascent polypeptide-associated complex subunit alpha. NCBI's taxonomy places the organism in Eukaryota, Metazoa, Arthropoda, Insecta, Hymenoptera, Apidae. Gene Ontology annotation, cellular component: nascent polypeptide-associated complex; cytoplasm. The record is from RefSeq and is a predicted model, not a curated record. Gene Ontology annotation, biological process: protein targeting to membrane. Bases 356 to 2170 code for a protein of 604 amino acids. The transcript has 14 exons.
ACAGUUGCGCGUUUCAGUUUCGUUCGUAGUUUCAAACAGAACAUGUCGCGACUGGUUAAUAUCCGAUAGAAACAAACAUGAAAUGACAAUGAACGUAAUUUAAUACGAUUUUUUUUACUCAAUUAACUUAUUCGACAAAAAGUGACAAGUGAAAAGAAUUUCAAUAUCAACUGAGUUGUUAAUAUAUUAUUUUCGCUUUAUAUGAAUAUUCUGCGUGCCGGAAUAAUCUUUUUUUAAAGGUCAUGACAAAUCAGUUAGUAUUACCAUCGAGAAUAUGACUCUUAUAAAUACUGAAACUAUAAAUAUCGAAGCAAAGCUCAAAGUAAUUUAAAUUUGGCACCAACGGUUGAUUAAAAUGGGAAUCUACAGCUUUCUGUUAUCAAGAUUUGGCAAAAAAAAAACAACAUAUGAAAUAUUGGAGGAUCUUGAUGCGAAAAUUAAAGAGAUAGAAAAAUAUGGAUAUAGUACAGAACAAAGACAUAAAAGAAUUGUUGGAAUCCUUAUAUUAUAUAGCGUGUUAUUUUAUAUCAUAACAGCAUUUGUUUUUUAUUUCUACUUCUUCCAAGCAUCACUAUAUGAUCGAAUAUUCUACAUCAUUCCGUUGUUAAUUUUUCCAAUUUUAAUAUUGCUUACAAAAAAGAUGGUAACAUGGUAUUAUAAAUAUAAAAUUUCUAAAAAUCAAGACAAAUUAAUUACCAUGCAAUCUGAGAAAAAAAAAAUUUUAGAUGAAGUUACAGAGACUGAAACAUAUAAAAAGGCUAAAGAAAUUCUGUUAAAGUUUGCUCCUGAUCAACUAACUAUAAUGUCUUCACUGUCCCCACAGCCUAAAAAUCUUCAACAGUCUACUACUUCGAAAUCUCUCAUGUCUCCCGCUGGAGAAUUGAGAAAACGUGCGAUAAUGAAUCAGAAUCAAACACUAAUUGUGCAAAAUAAUAUACCUACUGACACUAACGUUCCAUGUGAUACUCUUGUUUGUAAUUCACCAAAUAUUCAUUUACAGAGUGCUGGUAGAUCAGUUAAUACUCCAAACAAAGAUUGUAAAUCUCCAGUACCUCAUUUACCAGUACUACCACGUCCAAUAUUACCUAAAAAAAGAACUGGUUUGGAUCGAUUAAUUGAUUAUCUUGUUGGAGAUGGUCCAUCAAAUCGAUAUGCAUUAAUUUGUCAAAGUUGUAACUCGCAUAAUGGAAUGGCUCUCAAAGAAGAAUUUGAAUAUUUUGAAUUCAAAUGUAGUUAUUGCAACUUUUUGAAUCAUGCGAGAAAACAAAAACCGUGUGCUCCGAAACUAAUGUAUAAUGUUGGGCAUAAUAGUCCAUCUUUAAAUACUUCUGAAUAUUUAUCACCUGAUACAAAUACAGAGCAUUUGAAAGAUAGACAAACGGAAUCAAUAAGUGCAUCAGAUUCAGAUUUAAAUAUCGAAGCUGUUAAACAAUCGGUAGAAACAUUGAUAAAGACUGAACAUGUUAGUGAUUCAAUCGAAAAUACAUUAGUAUCUAACAUGAUUAUUCAUUCCAGAUUAAGAAAUAUGCCAGAAUUAACUGAACUUGAUAAAGCUGCAAGUUCUGAACCUGCUAAGGUUGAAGCAACAGGAGCAGGAUCAGGAACUGAUACAGAUUCAGAUGAUACUAUUCCAGAAUUGGACGAUGCAGGGGCUGGUGGUACUGUCGGUUUUCCAGGGACGACUGUCACUGGUCUUCCCAUUGAUAUGGUUUCGAAAGCAAAACAAAGUCGAGGAGAGAAAAAGGCCAGGAAGCUUAUGAGCAAAUUGGGACUGAAGCCUGUGCAAGGUGUUAAUAGAGUAACUAUCCGUAAAUCAAAGAAUAUUCUUUUUGUAAUCAAUAAGCCAGAUGUGUUGAAGAAUCCAGCCUCAGAUACUUAUAUAGUGUUUGGCGAAGCCAAGAUUGAGGAUCUCAGCCAACAGGCUCAGGUAGCAGCAGCUGAGAAGUUUAAAGAGCCACCAGUUAUUCCAGCAACUGAAGCUGGUGGUAGUACAACGGUUGUCGCUCCAAUACAAGAAGAAUCAGAAGAAGAAGUAGACGAAACGGGAGUCGAAGAAAAAGACAUUGAUUUAGUAAUGUGUCAAGCCAACGUUUCCCGAGGGAAGGCCAUUAAAGCUCUUAAAAAUAAUCAGAAUGAUAUCGUUAACGCUAUUAUGGAAUUAACAAUGUGAUGAAGCUACUUAGCGAUAGAGUGUGCUACGUCGUAGCUAUCAUUGUGACAUCAUUUUAUUUUAUCAUCUACAUCAACAAGAAAAAUCAUCCUUUUUUUUCUCUCAUUGAAAGGAUCAAGCUCGAAUAUUAAGAGGCUAGAUUUCGUAUGGAGACCAUGACUUGCCUCGAAGAAAUCCACAUGUAUAUACAUAAUUCAUACGUAAAAAAUAAAUAUACUAAGGACACUA